Rhizophagus irregularis DAOM 181602=DAOM 197198 is the source of this 654-nucleotide messenger RNA. The record is from RefSeq and is a predicted model, not a curated record. NCBI's taxonomy places the organism in Eukaryota, Fungi, Glomeromycota, Glomeromycetes, Glomerales, Glomeraceae.
AUGUAUAUGAUAGAUUUAACAUAUCUUCUCACUAUUUUAGUUAAAUCUUCAUUAGAUGCUACUAUAGCAAUAAUAAAAACUCAAUUCAUCAGUAUUAAUAAUCAACCACCUAUAUAUAAAACAAAUUUACAGCAAUAUUUACAAAAAAACCCAUUUUAUAAUAAUUAUAUAUCAGAUGAUAUUGUUUAUUUUGCAAAGGCAAUUGUUCAAAGCUUACAAGCCCAUUUUUCACAUAAUGAUUUAUAUGAUUCUAUAAAAAUUUUAGAUCCAAAAAAACUACCAUUACAAAAAAGUGUAUUAUCUUUAUAUGGAAUAGAAAAACUUAAAUUAUUAUGUGAAUACUUUGGAAAUCAAAAACAUAAAUCAAAUGGUAUAAUAGUUCAGCCAUUAAUUAAUAGUUCAGAAUGUAAAAAGGAAUGGCAGAUGGUUAAAUACAUGAAAUUGAUGAAAAAUUAUAAUAUAAUAAUUGAGGGAUGGCAUCAUGUUUGGAGUACUUGUUCUCAAUUUAAAAAUCAAUUUUCUAAUAUUAAUAUUUUGGUUAAUAUUGUUCUAUUUGUGCUACUUUUGAAUGCAAAUGUAGAAAGAGUGUUUUCUCAACACAAGUUAACAAAAACUAGAUUAUAUUUUAAUUGGGAUAAAGCAUUUAAUCAAUGA